Messenger RNA from Trichoplusia ni (cabbage looper), 1289 nucleotides. Its product is annotated as 26S proteasome non-ATPase regulatory subunit 9. Gene Ontology annotation, cellular component: nucleus; cytoplasm. The coding region runs from base 184 to 858 and encodes 224 amino acids. Gene Ontology annotation, biological process: proteasome regulatory particle assembly. Gene Ontology annotation, molecular function: protein binding. The record is from RefSeq and is a predicted model, not a curated record. The transcript has 3 exons. NCBI's taxonomy places the organism in Eukaryota, Metazoa, Arthropoda, Insecta, Lepidoptera, Noctuidae.
GCAGCUAACAAUUGUUAUAAAUAGCAAUUAACGUACUAGUUCCUCAACUAUAUGGCAACAUCAAGUCAAAUGUAAGUCCAAACGUCAAAAUAAAAAUAAAUGCCAAAACUCAAAAGUUGUUUUGUGUGUUGUCCAGAAUAAUAAACAAGAAAUCUAAAUUCUACAAUUAAAAGUAUAAAAAAAAUGGUGGGAAUCAACAUGAAUGGUCCUGCGAGAGAUCGAGUGAUGAAACUGAUUCAGGACAAGGAUAGAAUUGAAAGAGAAAUUCGGGAGCACACAGCUGUGUUGGAGACGAAUAACGUUGGGAUGCACGAUGCUCUGGUGGACGCUGAAGGAUUUCCACGCAGUGAUAUAGAUGUGUACAAGGUUCGUCAUGCUAGACACCGUAUAAUAUGCCUACAAAAUGACCAUAAGAAUUUAAUGAAGAUGAUAGAGCGAGGUCUCGCUGAGGUUCAUUCUGAUUUACUCGGUUCUAAUGGUGAAGGGCCAUCCGUUAAUGUGCCAUCUUCAAGUAACGGUAACGGUCACAUUAAUGGGGUGAACGGUGCCAGUAGUGGUGACACUGUUAAUGGUACAGCUGAUGAAGGUCAAGCAUUUGCUGUUGUUGGUUGCGUUCAUAAUGGAUCUCCAGCAGAUGUAGCGGGUCUACAAGAAUAUGAUGAAAUCUUGCAGUUUGGAUCUGUGAAUCAUGAAAACUUUCAGGACAUGUCACAGAUAAACAAUAUAGUAUCUCACUCUGUGGGCCAGAGAGUUAAUGUUAGGAUAAAAAGAGACCACAAUAUCAUGAACCUAACAGUUGUGCCCAGACCCUGGCAACAACCUGGCUUGUUGGGUUGCCAUAUUCAAAGAAAAUCGUAAUCAAAAAGGUUUAACGAAAAAAUAUUUGUGAUAUUCCUGUAAAAGUUUCUGUUGUUUUUGGUUAUGUUUAGUUGUCAAUGGCAAGUCCUUUAGUUAUGUUGUAAUGUAAAUUACUUGCAAUUAAAGUUAAAUAAUAUCCAGUAGUAUUGAUAUCCAGUUUGACUAGAUUAGAAAACAAUUUAAAAGUACUACUAUCAUUCUGUAACAUCCUAUUAUUGGUUUAUGAUAAAAACUUUCUAUAUGAGUCAGAUUUCUUAGUUGAUUUAAUUUUCUUUGAAUAAUUUAUGUUGCAAUUUUUUAAAAUAAAUAAAUAAAAACUGUAUUAACAUUUAUGAUCAAUAAACUGACACUUAAUUACUAGAAAAAAAAAACAAAAACAGAAACUGUUGUAAAUAAUUAAAGAACUUAAAAAUAAAUAUGAUGAUUUAUAA